AUGGGGUUUUUUACCAGCCAGGCAUUUACUGUUGCCAUCUCGGCCACUGACUAUGACCCUGCGGCAGCUUUGACUUACUCUCCUAUCUACAAGUCUGAAGAUGGCGGGGCCUCGUUCAGUUCCUUCUCCAGGGUCGAAGAUCAGCUUCCGCGGCCAUUUGGGGGGUUUCCACAAGGCACUAUUCUCCUGGCCGGUGUCUCUACACCACGCAACCUCUCACAGGUUUACAUUGAUUUGUAUGCCGGCAUCGACCAGGGAAAAGCAUGGACAUUCGUCAGCCAUAUAGUUUACGGCCCUGGCCCGGAAACAGUCGCUCGGGGGGACAAGGCAGUCUGGGAGCCUUUCUUGCUGAUGCAUGAAGGGGAGCUUGUGUGUUAUUAUUUCACUCAAGUCGAUCCCGGUCACAACCAAAAGCUCUCUCACAAGACAACCACGGACCUGCGCCAAUGGAGCAAUGAAGUCGAUGACGUUGCCCAGGCGGAUGCUGGAUUGCGGCCCGGUAUGGCUACGGUGGCACAUAGCCCCAUCUCACAGAAGUUUGUGAUGACUUUUGAAUUCUGUGGCGGCCCUAUCGCUAGCGGGUGCCCGGUCUACUACAAAGUCUCCGACUCUCCCCUGACCUUUAGCGAUGCCGACCUACAGCCCAUUAUUCCUGGCGACGGCAGGCUCAACCCCAAUGGGAACCCUUUCGUCAUCUGGAUUGCAGAGCCUGGAACGAAUGGCACGAGUGGUGUUUUCAUCGCUAAUGGAAACAGUCGGGAAGAGGUUUUUGUGAAUAGCGAUGCUGUCGAUCCAAGCGGUUGGAAGGUAGUCGACAUCGGGCAGUGGUCAGCUUACUCCCGAGAACUCCGGAUUAUUACGAGGCCUAAGUCUGACGCCUCAAAUGGAAGCCCUAAACUUCUCCUCACUAAUGGGGGGAAUAUUGGCUGCUCUGGGGAUUGCUACAACUACGUUGCCAAUGGUGUGGUGGAUAUACCCACAUACUAUACGUAGAAAGUAGCGAGCUGAAGCAAGG
Molecule: messenger RNA, 1015 nt
Organism: Colletotrichum phormii
Lineage: Eukaryota; Fungi; Ascomycota; Sordariomycetes; Glomerellales; Glomerellaceae
Exons: 3
Coding region: 1-993 (330 amino acids)
Source: RefSeq, a predicted model, not a curated record